AUGUCUAGUCCACAGACCAUCUAUGAAAAUAAAACCAUCCAACAUGAAAAUCAGCCUUCAUCGGCUGAGUCGUCUUGCCACAUUCCCGAUGAAAAAUGGAAUCAUCCACGAUCCAACAUAGCAAAGACACUGGCAACAUUCUGGAGCUUUUUAAUAAUGGGAGCAAACGACUCCGCAUACGGUCUCGAAACCUACUACAACCUCUCCUACACAAUCGUCUCCCUAGUCUUCCUCUCACCACUCCUCGGCUACGUCACCGCCGCCAUUGUAAACGAGCGAGCACACUGUGCCAUAGGCCGACGAGGCGUAGCCUUCGUCUCAUCUUUGUGCCACCUAAUAGCCUACAUCUUGAACUGUGUGCAUCCGCCAUACCCAGUUCUCGUCGUGUCAUUCAUAUUCGCAGGUCUGGGAAACGGGCUCGCGGACUCGGCAUGGAAUGCCUGGAUUGGAAAUCUGGAUAAUGCGAAUCAAUUACUCGGUCUGCUUCAUGGGGCUUAUGGGGUAGGUGCUGUUAUCAGCCCGCUCAUUGCAUCGCUGCUUGUUGCGGAUGCUGAAUUACCGUGGUAUUAUUUUUAUUACAUUAUGAUUGGAGGCGCUGCGAUCGAAGUUCUCGUCUGCGUUUCGUGUUUCUGGGAUUCUACAGGAGAAUUGUUCCAACUCGCGAAGAAACAACAGCCUGGUGAUACAUCCGAGAAAGCAGGUUUGUGGAGCGUCCUGUCUAAAAUGCCCUCUGCACGAAUUACUUGGACCUGCGCAAUCUUCCUACUUGGAUACGUUGGCGUCGAAGUCGCAUUAGGAGGAUGGGUCGUGACAUUCAUGAAAGAAGUGCGGCACGCCGCACCCUUUUCCAGUAGCAUGACCUCGACAGGAUUCUGGCUCGGGAUAACCCUUGGACGGGUUGUCCUUGGGUUCGUGACUCCUUUGAUUGGCGAGAAGCUUGCCAUCUCGAUUUAUAUCUCGCUCGAGAUAGCAUUUUGUCUCAUUUUAUACCUGGUUCCGAACUUCUACGCUGGUGCAGUCGCAGUGUCAUUGCAGGGGUUCUUUCUUGGUCCGUUGUUCCCGGCGGUUGUGGUUGUUACAACGAAACUCUUGCCAAAACACCUGCAUGUCAGCGCCAUUGGGUUUGCAGCAGCCUUUGGUGGUGGUGGUGCAGCUGUUCUCCCAUUUAUUGUGGGUGUACUUGCACAAGCUAAGGGUGUUGAAGUUUUGAUGCCGUUCAUCAUAGCGCUUUCGGGGGCGAUGUUGCUCCUUUGGAAUCUUCUUCCGGGAAUUCCUAGAGAUAACAGUGCAUCUACUAAUGAUAACCAUGGAGCAUGUUAG
Messenger RNA from Penicillium robsamsonii, 1320 nucleotides. RefSeq lists its product as uncharacterized. Lineage: Eukaryota; Fungi; Ascomycota; Eurotiomycetes; Eurotiales; Aspergillaceae. The coding region runs from base 1 to 1320 and encodes 439 amino acids. Gene Ontology annotation, cellular component: membrane. Gene Ontology annotation, biological process: transmembrane transport. The transcript has 4 exons. The record is from RefSeq and is a predicted model, not a curated record. Gene Ontology annotation, molecular function: transmembrane transporter activity.